AAACACCAUCCCCAACUCAUGGCACUGACGAAGUACUUCUGGGCAAACUCAAAUCCUCUGUCAAGUAACAGGAAGUGAGAAGGGGGAAAUGUCACCUCUCUGACGGAUCACCAAAAGCAAAACGGAGUGACUUCUCAUUGUUUUAUAGACUGCAAAAAGAGAACAUCUCAGAAGAGAGCCUCUUCCUGAAAUCAAAGGAUUUAAAGAAAAAGUGAAUUUUUCUUCAGCAAGUUGUGAAACUAUAUCCACAAUCUUUGAAGCCCGGAAACACUAUCCAAACUCUGGUCAAUGUGUUUUCUCACUGGAGAAUCCUCUACGUGUGGCAAUUGGAUUAUCAUCAGCCCUGCCUGUUUUGUACCUGGAAAGUGCCCUGGUCUUACUUGGCUCCAAAUUGUUGGCUUUCACUUUUGACCCCAAGCAUCUGAAGCCAUGGGCCACGCACGGAGGCAGGGAACAACACCAUCCAAGGGUCCAUACCUCAUGUUCCUUCCUCUGUUGGUGCUGUUUGGUCUUUUUCACAUCUGUUCAGGUAUUAUCCAGGUGACCAAGGGAGUAAAAGAAGUGGCAACACUGUCCUGUGGUCACAAUGUUUCUGUUGGAGAGCUGGCACAAACUCGCAUCUACUGGCAAAAGGAGAAGAAAAUGGUGCUGACUAUGAUGUCUGGGGACAUGAAUAUAUGGCCCAAGUACAAGAACCGGACCAUCUUUGAUAUCACUAAUAACCUAUCCAUUGUGAUCCUGGCUCUGCGCCCAUCUGAUGAGGGCACAUACGAGUGUGUUGUUCUGAAGUAUGAAAAAGAUGCUUUCAAGCGGGAACACCUGGCUGAAGUGAUGCUAUCGGUCAAAGCUGACUUCCCUAGACCCAGUAUAACUGACUUUGAAAUCCCAACUUCUUCUGACAUUAGAAGGCUAAUUUGCUCAACCUCUGGAGGUUUUCCAGAGCCUCACCUCUCCUGGUUGGAAAAUGGAGAAGAAUUAAAUGCCAUCAACACAUCAGUUUCCCAAGACCCUGAAACUGAGCUCUAUACUAUUAGCAGCAAACUGGAUUUCAAUAUGACAACCAACCACAGCUUCAUGUGUCUCAUUAAGUAUGGACAUUUAAAAGUGAAUCAGACCUUCAACUGGAGAACACCCAAGCAAGAGCAUUUUCCUGAUACCUCGCUCCUAUCCUGGGUCAUUACGCUCAUUACGCCCAUAAUCUCAGUAACCGGAAUUGUUGUGCUUUGCUGCCUGGCCUACCGCUUUGCCCCAAGAUGCAGAGAGAGAAGGAGGAAUGAGAGAUUGAGAAGGGAAAGCGUACGCCCUAUAUAACAGGAUCCGCAGAAGCAAGAGGUUGAAAAAAACAUCUGAAGGUCCCACCUUCACUUGCAAUUGACCUCUUCUGGGAACUUCUUCAGAGGGACAGGAUUACCCCACCUUGACCUUUGUGUAUCUGUUCUUAGGUGCUUCUUCACUUCAGUUGCUUUGCAGGAAGUGUCUAGAGGAAUACGGUGGGCAAAGAAGUUGCUCUGCUGACCUGGAUAAAGGGGUUUUGAAAUGUGGAAUUCUUGAGUUCUGAAAGGGACUUUAGAGAAUACCAGUGUCAUUAAUGACAAAGGCACUGAGGCCCAGGACAACCACAAUUAUAAAGGCCAGUGCCAGAACCCAGAUUUCCUAACUCUGGUGCUCUUUCCCUUCAUCAGUUUGACUCUGGCCUGUUAGCUGGUGUAUACAUAUACAUGUCAGGCAAAAUGCUGCUGGAAGUAGAAUUUGUCCAGUAUCAGGUCAACUUCAGAGACUUGAUCUGAUUUCAUGUUGUGGUUUACAAAAGUCCAAUAUCAUGUAUAGGUAGUAUGGCAUGAACAUCUUUAGGAUAAUGGAAAUAUUACUGGCGUUUAGCCAGUAUUCCAUUUUUCAUUGUGUUCUCUAUUGUUGCUUUCUCACUCCCCCAUGAGGUACAAAGAAAGUAGAACUAUCCAAAACUAAUCUCCUCUGAUAUUUAACAUGAAUGAUUUAUGUACCUCAAAGCAGUAGUCAAGGAGGAAAGGGAUGGUCCAAAGACUUACAAUCAAUUGGUUCAUAUUGGACUGAUAAUCUCUUUAAAUGGCUUUAUGCUAGUUUGACCUCAUUUGUAAAAUAUUUAUGAGAAAGUCCUCAUUUAAAAUGAGUUAUUUACUGUGUAUGCACUAAACAGUAAGGUAUUUUCCAAUGUCUAAGGUGGUAGCUUUUCACAGAGCCUUCUUAGAUCCCUAAGACGGCUUUUCCUUGGUAUUUCUGGGCCUUUCUGACAUCAGCGGAGAACUGGAAAGACAUACUGUCAGGUCUCCAUGUGGAAGCCUGGACCCAGAAAGUCUGAAGACCAGCCUGCCUCAGCUGAUCAUUCCCCACCCCACAACCCUCACCUACAUAAUACCCCUGCCCCCUCCCCAAAAGAUCUGCCCCAACCUAUAAAACCAACUCCUAUCCCACUGCCCUUCACUGACGCCCUUUUCAGCCUAAGCCCACUUGCACCCGGGGGAAUAAACAGCCAUGUUGCUCACACAAAGCCUGUAUGGGGGAUCUCUUCAUUCAAAGUGCGUGUUUUAACACACACCCAGUUGCUGUUUCUGUUACUCAUGGCUCCUUUCUCUAAAACUGCCUUCCACAAUACUCUAGACCAGGAGUGGAUGCAACUUAAGCUGGGACAGUCACAUCAUCAUCUGAAAGUCUGGAGUUGGAUAGCAAAAGAUGACAAAGUUUCUUAAAUGCACUUCUCAUGGCAGCUAAGCCACAUGGCCAGGAUUCAAAGCCUUUAGAGCCAGCCCAUGACUUUAGCUACCUCACUAUGCUGUUUCACAAACCUUGCUCCUAUGUAACAACUAUAUUCUCAGUGUAUGGCAGAGAGGUCUAACACCAACAAAAGAUACUAACAGUUGCUUCCUGUCAAUAUGCUUAAUUCAGUAAUUCUUUUCAUUUACUAACAGUUGUUAGGUGUAUUUCUAAUCUAAGUAAUUUCUGUAUUCUACAGCAGAUACUUUGUCAGCAAUACUAAGGGAAGAAACAAUGUUGAACUGUUUCUUUAAUAAUGCUGAUCUACUUUUUGUUGAAUUUGUAUUUUAUUUCAAGUGGCAAAGAAAUCAUCUCUGAUUUUUAUUAAUAUUAAACCAAACACUACUACACAUUUAGCCUCACACUGCUCCAGGACCCAAGGGUUUCACAGACCAUUUGCCUUACCUGUUUUUUUCCCUCUCCUCCUUCCAGAAUACCCUUUU
Sapajus apella (tufted capuchin) is the source of this 3230-nucleotide messenger RNA. It is a transcript of the gene CD80, whose product is annotated as CD80 molecule. The record is from RefSeq and is a predicted model, not a curated record. Gene Ontology annotation, molecular function: coreceptor activity. The transcript is spliced from 7 exons. Gene Ontology annotation, cellular component: external side of plasma membrane. NCBI's taxonomy places the organism in Eukaryota, Metazoa, Chordata, Mammalia, Primates, Cebidae. Gene Ontology annotation, biological process: cellular response to lipopolysaccharide; positive regulation of T cell proliferation; cell surface receptor signaling pathway. The coding region runs from base 430 to 1311 and encodes 293 amino acids.